UUAUGCUACUCUCACCUCACUUCUAUGCCUGCAGUGCAUGAGUUAUUAAGGCUUUUAGCAAUGGAGGAUGAUGGUGUGGAAUGUUUGUCAUCCUGUGAUGAGAUCUGUCAGGAACACAUUUAUCACCGCCGCCUCUGCCGCCGCCGUCGUCUCCACCGUCUUUCAUUGGCCUCUGCCGGUAAGUCUCGGGCUAAAAACCUCCAUGAACUUCUGCAAUGCCCUGUCUGCACAAACUCUAUGUACCCACCAAUCAACCAGUGCCUAAACGGGCACACUCUGUGUUCCAUUUGCAAAUCGAAAGUGAAGAACUGCUGCCCAACUUGUAGAGAAGAACUUGGAGACAUCAGAUGUCUGGCAUUAGAGAAAGUCGCCGAGUCACUGGAACUUCCUUGCAAGUAUGGCCCUUUGGGAUGCUUAGAGAUGUUUCCUUACUACAAGAAAGUUAAGCAUGAGGCUAAAUGUGACUUCAGACCAUAUAAUUGCCCCUACCCUGGAUCUGAGUGCUCAGCAAUUGGGGAUAUUGCUUUUCUGGUUGACCAUCUCAUAGUUGAUCACAAGGUUGAUAUGCACAAUGGAUGCAGCUUUGAUCAUCUUUAUGUUAAGUCUACUCCCCGGGAGACAGAAAAUGCAGCCAAGAUGCUUAAGGUAUUCAACUGUUACAGCCAUUACUUCUGCCUGCAUUUUGAAGCCUUCCAACUUGGCAUUGCACCAGUUUACAUUGCAUUUCUCCGUUUCAUGGGCAAUGCGGUCGAAGCACGAACCUUUAGCUACAGACUUGAAGUCGGAGCACAUGGAAGGAAACUCAUAUGGGAAGGAACCCCUCGAAGCAUACGUGAGAGCCAUCAGAAGGUAAGGGACAGCCAUGAUGGUCUCAUAAUCCAGCGAAACAUGGCACUCUUUUUCUCCACUGGAGAAAGGAAGGAGCUCAAGCUUCGGGUCACCGGACGGAUAUGGAAGGCUAAGAGCACUUUGAGCACAUAG
Fragaria vesca subsp. vesca is the source of this 981-nucleotide messenger RNA. RefSeq names its product E3 ubiquitin-protein ligase SINAT3-like. Bases 25 to 981 code for a protein of 318 amino acids. The record is from RefSeq and is a predicted model, not a curated record. Lineage: Eukaryota; Viridiplantae; Streptophyta; Magnoliopsida; Rosales; Rosaceae. Gene Ontology annotation, biological process: multicellular organism development; ubiquitin-dependent protein catabolic process. Gene Ontology annotation, cellular component: cytoplasm. Gene Ontology annotation, molecular function: zinc ion binding; ubiquitin protein ligase activity; protein binding. The transcript has 3 exons.